Molecule: messenger RNA, 1754 nt
Organism: Stylophora pistillata
Lineage: Eukaryota; Metazoa; Cnidaria; Anthozoa; Scleractinia; Pocilloporidae
Product: contactin-associated protein 1-like
Source: RefSeq, a predicted model, not a curated record
AUGACUGACAAAGGUGGGGUUUGUGUGACGGUUAUCAGUCAUGACAGUGAGAGAAGAACUUGUGUUGGCAAAAUUCCUGGAUGUGGUGGUCCUGGAUGUUACAGUAAAGAUGUGCGAUAUACUGGAGUCAGCACCGCUCAGCUAUCAGCACUCACUCGAGUCUCACAGAACUGUGAACAGUUUAUCAAAUUUGAGUGCAAUAAUGACAUAGCUUUUAUUGAGGAUAAUUUUGCUUGGUGGGUGUCACGUGGUGGAACACAGAUGAACUACUGGGGAGGAGCUACAGGUCAUGACAAGAUGUGCGCAUGCGGAGUAACAAAUUCUUGUUCGAAAGGUAAGAAGUGUAACUGUCACAACAUUGGCAGUAGCAGUGGCUGGAGAGAGGACAGCGGUUUGUUAACUGAUAAGUCUGUUCUGCCUGUGACACAAAUCAGACUCGGAGACUUGGAUGACUCAAACGAAGAAGGAUAUCACACAUUAGGAAAACUCAAAUGUUAUGGUGUGGCAUAAGGUUUCAUUGUUUCAGUUACUCAGCCACUAAACACCAUGCAGCAAGUGUAAUUACCAACAGUUGUUAUGUGAGUGGGAGGCAACUGAUCCUUUAAACAAAAAAACACUGAUCCUUCUGACAUUUUAGUUUCGUCAGCUACAUCUUAGGGACUAAGAGCUGUUAAAUACCUGAUUAUUUCUAAUUCUUAUUUUUUUUAAUGAGAUGACCGUAUAAUUUGUAUUUUUCGGAGCCUCAUACAAAGUAAGUACACAAGGCAACGGGCUAAAAAAGGUUCGGCCCUAUUGUUAAAUCUGUGUUAGCUUUCUACUUUCCUCGCAAAUUUAAUUUAACGCGACAGAUCCUGUGAACGAAAAAUACUAAUCCUUCUGACUAUUUAGUUUCAUCAGUUGUAUUUUAAUAACUGUUAAAUAAGUAGCCGCCUAUUUAUAAUUUUUGUUUUUUUUAAGAUGACCACAUAAUUUCUUUUCUUUUUCGAAGCCUCAUACUAAGAAAAUACACAAGAGGGCUCGGCCCUAUUUGCUAGAAUUAUCUUCACGGCCCUUCUACAAGUGGCAGUAUUUACCCCAGUGUAUACCAAAUCCUGUUAUGCUGAACGUUAUGUCUCUUUUACCAGUAAUAUCUUUAGCGGCAAGGCGUUUACAGAGCUCUAGAAAUGUGUGUUAGCUUUCCUCUUUCCUUGCAAAUUUAAAGUAGUAUGGAGUUCCUAGAACUGAUCAACGUUACUCGGCCAGACUUAGGGGAAAGGGGGGAAAAGGACACUGCUGCUCUGUAUCACAGAUUCUUCUCGUCUUGCUGAAAAGUCAGGACGUAACUAACUCUCUGGUGUUUUCGACGUUAUUUCUCUUCGUUGUUUGCUUCGCCGGACUGAUUCACGUCAAGAUCGAGCUGCACGCUCAUAGACAAAUGCUUCAAGUCUUGAAUCAACCAAAAGACGAAAAAGUCGUGCUGAAGAACACAGCAAAUGACGAAAAGACGAAUGAGAUAGAUAUCUUAUACCCUUACUCAUAAAAAGGUGGGUUUAAGCACAUAAAAACUAGAAGAGAAGAACGACUUUUGAUUAGAAUUAUUUACUUCAGGGCUUAAGUAACCCUAUAAAAGUUAAACUGCAAUUUCGAAGAUUAUAUCAUUUGAAAUUUGUUUACAUUUUCGUCUCCUUGUUCUUUCAUGUGUAUCUUUGAGUUUAAAGGAAGUGGCUUUUAACUAAAGCAAAAUGUUUGGAUACUUCAAUCGUCCUAGUACUUAG